AUGAUCGGAGGAUUGUUUGUGUAUAAUCACAAGGGAGAAGUUCUCAUUUCUCGAGUGUAUAGGGAUGACAUUGGAAGAAAUGCUGUCGAUGCUUUUCGAGUGAAUGUGAUACAUGCCAGACAACAAGUAAGAAGUCCAGUUACAAACAUUGCCAGAACUUCUUUCUUUCACAUAAAGAGAGCUAACAUUUGGCUUGCUGCAGUGACCAAACAAAAUGUGAAUGCAGCUUUGGUAUUUGAAUUUCUAUUGAAGAUAAUCGAUUUGAUGCAAUCUUAUUUUGGAAAAAUUUCAGAAGAAAAUAUUAAAAAUAAUUUUGUAUUGAUUUAUGAACUGUUAGAUGAAAUAUUAGAUUUUGGUUAUCCUCAAAACUCGGACACUGGCGUUUUAAAAACAUUCAUUACUCAAACUGGUAUUAAAUCUCAAACAAAAGAAGAACAAGCUCAGAUCACAUCUCAGGUUACUGGUCAAAUCGGAUGGAGAAGAGAGGGAAUAAAAUAUCGCAGAAAUGAAUUAUUUUUGGAUGUUUUGGAAUAUGUCAACUUGCUUAUGAGUCCUCAGGGACAAGUUUUAUCAGCACAUGUCGCAGGUAAAGUUGUCAUGAAGUCUUAUUUGUCUGGAAUGCCGGAAUGCAAAUUUGGUAUAAAUGAUAAAAUAGUCAUGGAAGCAAAGGGGAAAAGCGUCGGAGGAAAUUCGGAAGAAGCAACAAGAUCUGGAAAACCCGUGGUCGUCAUUGACGACUGUCAAUUUCAUCAAUGCGUUAAAUUAUCAAAAUUUGAAACUGAACAUUCCAUCAGCUUUAUUCCACCUGAUGGCGAAUUUGAACUCAUGAGAUAUAGAACAACCAAAGACAUUUCACUUCCGUUUCGUGUGAUUCCAUUGGUGAGAGAAGUCGGAAGAACAAAAAUGGAAGUUAAAGUCGUUUUAAAAUCAAAUUUCAAGCCAUCUCUUUUGGGUCAAAAAAUUGAAGUUAAAAUUCCGACUCCGUUAAACACAUCCGGAGUUCAAUUGAUUUGUUUGAAAGGGAAAGCCAAAUAUAAAGCUUCGGAAAAUGCCAUCGUUUGGAAAAUCAAAAGGAUUGCUGGAAUGAAAGAAACUCAAUUAUCAGCCGAAAUAGAACUUUUGGAAACGGACACUAAGAAAAAAUGGACGAGACCACCGAUAUCGAUGAAUUUCGAGGUGCCAUUUGCACCCUCCGGUUUCAAAGUUCGAUACCUAAAAGUUUUCGAACCCAAAUUGAAUUAUUCCGAUCACGACGUCAUCAAAUGGGUUCGAUAUAUCGGACGAUCCGGUUUAUACGAAACACGUUGUUAA
Molecule: messenger RNA, 1311 nt
Organism: Pediculus humanus corporis (human body louse)
Lineage: Eukaryota; Metazoa; Arthropoda; Insecta; Psocodea; Pediculidae
Product: AP-2 complex subunit mu-1, putative
Exons: 6
Coding region: 1-1311 (436 amino acids)
Biological process (GO): clathrin-dependent endocytosis; intracellular protein transport
Cellular component (GO): cytoplasmic vesicle; AP-2 adaptor complex
Molecular function (GO): clathrin-cargo adaptor activity
Source: RefSeq, a predicted model, not a curated record